This is a messenger RNA of Volvox carteri f. nagariensis, 1260 nucleotides long. RefSeq lists its product as uncharacterized. Bases 1 to 1260 code for a protein of 419 amino acids. The record is from RefSeq and is a predicted model, not a curated record. Lineage: Eukaryota; Viridiplantae; Chlorophyta; Chlorophyceae; Chlamydomonadales; Volvocaceae. The transcript has 4 exons.
AUGCCUAAACAUCAUACUUCAUUUAGUAAUAGGACGUCAAUCGCAUUAAACAGCCCUGUGGAGGACAUCGGCAAGCGAGCAGGCUACGAUAGGAGCAGUACACCGGCAGCGGAAGCGGCCAUCGUAGCUGCCGUACAACGCCGCUUUAGAGCCAGCAGCGGCUGCGGAGGCGGACAUGCGGCACAGGACGGCGCGGACGGCACUUUCAACCGAAACGCCGGCUCCCAGCAGCGCCUGGCCCUAAGUUUUGACGAUGGCAUCAUCCGGAAGGAAGUGGUGGCGGUACCGCCGGGGGAGGUGGGAGUGAUGGCAACCCCGAUGAGGGCCUGCACUGCCGCCGGUGCCAGCGCUCCGCCGCCGCUACCACGUGGCGCUGCGUCCCCAACUGGUACCACAACCGCCUUACUAAAUCGUUGCGAGACCGAGCUGCCUUUCUAUUCCACGCCGCCCAUCUGUACCCACGCCGCCGCCGCCGCCGCCGCCGCCGCUGCUGACGGAGCUGGCACCAGCAGCCUUAACUUAGCGCCGGAGCCGGCGGCGGCGGCGGCGGCAGCGGCGGCGGAGCUUCCUACACCAUUUCCUCCUCUCGGGUUCCUCAGUCUCAGCGACGGUCUGGAGCUUCACACGGCAGACAUGGCGAGCUUCAUGACGACGGCGGUGGCAUGCCUGCAGGCCAACUGGUCCGCACUUAGCGCCGCUUCUGGCAGUAGCAGCAGCAGCAGCGGCGGCGGCGGCAGUUGCAUUGACUGCGAGCGGACUGCUGGGGAUGGGGACAGCGCCGCUGCAGCCCAUCUCCUCCCCGCAGUGCCGCCACCGCCACUGCCACCGAGUCAUAGGAACACGCAAAGCGGCGGCGGGACCGCCAACAGCGCCGCAUCCAGCAACGCGUCGGCGGUGGGGCGGUACGGCGCGCUAACGGUGUCCAGCGCCGGCUGGCGAUGUACGGAGCUGUACGACUUGCACGACACGCUGCUGCUGUCGAGGCUGCCUAGGUUGCGUGGCAUGGGCGGCGUUGGAGGCGGCGCCGUGGGGGCUGACAAUACCGUUUUGGUUGGGUACGGCGGUUUGUUGCGUAUGGCGCCGAAGAUGGCGAAGCGCGGUCCGGCAUCCGUACUUGUCAAGCCUGAAUGUUGGGACAGCGAUCUCCAGGCGGUGGAAGAGGCUGCGGCGGAGAUUUCCUUGCUGGGCGGCGAUGAUGUCGUGGAAGGAACCACACCAGCAGGGCCCGGUGCUACUACUGCAGGAUUCCCUGUACUCUAG